UCCCCUGUUAUCGAUCAAAUGCAAGAUGCAGGAGACCAUUCAUAAGCACACUGAGGUUGCCAGAUGCUCAUAGUUUAUAUACACACAGCAAAGAGACAGAGAUAACUCCAAUGUUUCUUUUUAAACCUAUGGAGUUUAAAGGUUAGAAGCUGACCUUCCGGGCACCUUUGGCCAUCAUUUGUGUGUGUGUGAGCCAAGAAAGAAGGACAGAAAGAGACACACAUUCAAACGUGUCCAGCUGCUCCCUUGGGUAGCUAUUUAGUUUGUAAUGGUAAUGAGGAUGAGAGAGCUGGGGAGAGACGGCUUCAGGGCGAGCCACAGUGGAAAACCUGCACAAAUGAUGUCAGAGCAAUCGCGACCACCGAUUGGAGUGGAGAUUCCCGGCGAGAGCCUAUAAAACCCGGGAAAGACAACAGCAGGAACCAGCAAAGGCAGAGAACGUGAGAAAUUCCAGGAACUGCACCGUGUCCAUCUGUCCGUCCCCCCGUGUGACUGAAACCGAAUCAGAUUAAGGAUGCUGGGCUGUGGAUGUGUGCUGCUCUCUGGUCUGCUGACACUGACCUUGUUCCACUGCAGAGCUGAAAGCUUUCACGUACCCCAAGGAAGACCAGAGUAUGUGGAAUCAUCUGUCGUGGAGGGCCACAGUGUCCAGCGAGGCCAAACGGAGCAGAAAACCUCAGGAGGCGUGAGUGCUAAACUCCUCCUGCAUGACCAAUUGGUUCGGCUGGAGAACGAUGUCAUUGAGACCAAGAGGAAAAGGAGCUUCCCUGGAUCCAACACGCCACUGGACCGUCUGUCAAUCAGCACCAUGGACCCUAAAAGCAACAAGCAGAGAAAGACUGUUGAACUGCCGCGGCGGCGAGUCAGCGUGCCGAUUGACCGGAUUGGUGUAGGUCGCCUUCCCAGCAGCCGAGGAUAAGCUCCGCCCAUGACCACGCCCCCGACAAACACAGGGGAAUAUUGCAGGUAGAUGAUAUGCAUGAUAAGCACACCAGCCAACACAACUCACUAACCACUGAACGAUCUCAGCGUCCUCAACACACUUUUAAUCAUCGCUACUCCAGAGCUGUUCUUUCUCAUUAAUUGCAGGAUUAAUAUCUGAUUAGUAUCAGUUUGGAUCCAUUAUCAUUUUAUUUCAACAUUUAAACUGUUUUUAGAGAAGUGCAGGGAGCAAAACCUGGAAGAUCAUGUUACCCGAAGAUUAGCACAUAUGCUAAGGUUUUACAAUUGGGUUCUUUUUGCUUUAUGAAUAAAAUAAUGGUUUCAAGAAAUAUGGGCUGUGUCCGAAAAGUUAUGCAGCUGACUUGUUGCCUUGCUACACUAUCAGAAAAUCACUCUGGAGGCACAUUUCUUCAUCAAAACUGAUUUCAGAGGCUGCGUCUAAAAUCGCCUAGGCCUGCCACUCAGUAUGUACUGUACUAGAAUUAAAAUUUACUACUCGACCAUUAGAAAAGUACGUUCUAUACAGUAUGAAUAGAACUCGGACAUAUCCUACAUCCGCCAUUUUGUCAUCAUCACAUGACCUACCUGUGUCGGUUGCAUUGCUUCACUCCCAUUCAUGAAUUGUCUUGCGGUGCAUCAUAGGAUAGCAUUGCGUCCAUCGGAUGCGUACUUCAGAAUCUCGCUGAAAGUAAUCAUCAAGCUACUUUUUGCAUACUGUUUUUCGAAUUCUAUGAAUUCUGACAUACUACUCGCCUCGCAUACUGUUUUUAUUAUAUAGUACUAUAUAGUAUGGAAGUAUGUGAUUUCAGACACAGCCGGACAGAAUUCUGACACCAUAUAUUUGAGCAAUAUCACAUGAGUAGCAGUGUGAUAUGGCUGUAUAUCAGCACUGCUGGGAGGCAAGCAUGCCUUAGUGUCCCACCAGUGCUGAUAUACAGCCAUAUCUCACUGCUACGAGUGUGACACUGCGUUUAUACAACAGUUCGACAGCACAUUUGUGUAUAUAUAAGAAAGAAAAUCAAACACAGAGUCAAAAAAAUGUUUGUAUUAGGAACUACUUUCUUCCGCCAUUCAUUUACAUCUGCAGCUGAUGUCAGAACAGCAGAAUCCGUUACUAAUUCACAAACGUCACUUUAGAGCUACUCUAGUGUUUGAAUGAUUCUCUAGUGUAAUGUCUAAGGUGAUAACAAAACAGGUGAUUUCGCUUUUGCAAGAUGCAAAACGGUUCUAGCAGAAUAUUGCACGGCUAUCAGCCAAUCAGAUUCAAGAACCAGACAGAACUGUUGUAUAAAUUUAGUCAUGUACUUCCAAAUUGACAGAGCGUUAGUGAUAACUAAGUUAUAAGUGAUAACAAUAUUUGCUUACUACAAUACUAACCUCAUUAAAAAUAACAGGUGUAAUCAAAAAGUGUAAAACACAUUGGUCAAAAACAUAUAUUUACAUAUAAAAUGACACCCAAGCGGUGCUUUGGGAUGCCAUUUUAAAAUUUUAAGUCACCUGUUAGAAAUGUCAUUCAAAGGAUUGUGAGAUCUCAAAGAUAAUUACAUAGCUAUGCUGUUUUUAGCAUUUGAUCAGAAGAACGUACCUCCAGAGACAGGAAGUGAAGCAGAAUUUGGAUUUGGACAUGCAUUGAUGCCUUCUCACAUUGGAAAGCGGCCUCCAAAGGCCACAGCCAUCAAUAGUUUCAACAUUGUCCACUACAAUGUAAAAUGGAAACACCCAUAUUAUACCCGCAAAUAUUCCUCCAUUCAAUAAAACAAAACAGGCUAUGUGGGAAUGGUUAUGGUGCGAUCAUUUAUUUAAAGAACCAAAUGUUAAAUAUCAGAGUUGUUUACCACAGGCCUUCUUUUACUUAUGUAAAAAAAAAAAAAAUUAUAACACCCCAGAAUGUUGACUUAACCAGCCAAAGCCUGUAAACAAAAGAGUCUGUAACCUUUAACCAUUGCACUUUUUUUCUAAAGCUAACGCUCUGGCUGUGCCGAGAUAAUUUUUAAGUGGAUGUUAAUGAAGAAUAUUAUUGGAGGAAAGUAUUCAAUACACUGAAUACACUGCUUUUGUAGGAAAUUGGCUUUUUAUUCUCCAAGGUUUAAGAUCUUCCCUGCACCACUCUAUUUCUUUUAACAAAAGAGUUUGAGUUUAGUUUGUGAUGCUAGCAGCGUUAGCCAAUCAGAGAGGUAUUUGCUCAUAGCUUCCACUGCACAACUCAAUAUUUACUCCAGUGCCUCACAACUUUUCGCUUGCUGUAAUAUACACAACUAUUGUCAUUUUCUCAUUUUGACUGGAGGCUGUUCAGCCUCGACAAUAAAACAAAUGAAAAUA
Messenger RNA from Danio aesculapii, 3261 nucleotides. RefSeq names its product osteocrin (gene ostn). The record is from RefSeq and is a predicted model, not a curated record. Gene Ontology annotation, biological process: hormone-mediated signaling pathway. Lineage: Eukaryota; Metazoa; Chordata; Actinopteri; Cypriniformes; Danionidae. The coding region runs from base 515 to 919 and encodes 134 amino acids. Gene Ontology annotation, molecular function: signaling receptor binding. The transcript has 5 exons.